AUGGACGACAACAUCUCCAAUUUCAUGUCCAUCACGGGCACAAGCACCGAUGUCGCGCGGAGCUUUCUCGAGAUGACUGCGGGUAACUUUGAGCGUGCCAUAGAACUCUUCUUCGAAAACCCCGAUCUCGUUUCCGGCGUAGGAGCUGGCCUUUCUUCAAGCAACCAGCCAGCCGCUGCCCCCGCGACAAUAUCGGCUUCCAGAGGCAACAUUGGCAGGCAAGAUUCGGCGGGCGUCAUUCACAUCGAUAGUGACGAUGACCAGGAUAUGCAGAUCGAAGACUUUAGCGACAAUGAUGACGAUAACGAGAGAGCCGUCGCAGCUCAAGCGGCCGCUCUAGCCCAAGAAGAAGAAGAUAUGGCAAUGGCAAAGCGAUUGCAGGAGGAGCUAUACCAAGGAAACCAAGGGUCUGGGUCUGGAUCAGGAGGAAACCCAGAUGAUGUCCGAGCACCUAUCGCGCGGACUACUGAGACCUUGGUGGCACCCGGAUGGGGUGGUGGUGAGCACGAUGAUGGAAUGGAGGCAGCUUUUCUAGAAGAGUUGCGACGCAGGCGGCGGGCAAAUCCACCCAAUCGUGCUGGAGGACCAUUCUCCCAGCAAAUAUGGGCCGACCCUGACAGCCGCCCUGCCCAGGCACCCGAGAAUGGAGCCCACGCAAGACGUCUUGUAGAUUUGUUCCGACCACCUUACGAUUUGAUGGCGCGCAUGUCUUGGGAUGACGCCCGUACCCUAGGCAAGGAAGACAAGAAGUGGAUCUUGGUUAAUCUCCAAGACAUGAACGACUUCAACUGCCAGGCGCUGAACCGUGACAUUUGGAAGGACGAGGCUAUUAAAUCUCUGGUCUCAGAGAACUUCAUUUUCCUACAGUACGACAAGGACUUCCCGGAUGCCGAGGAGUUUGUGACGUUUUAUUUCCCCAACCAAACACACGAGAACCCUGAUAACUACCCACAUGUCUCGAUCAUCGACCCCCGAACGGGCGAGCAAGUCAAGGUUUGGACUGGACGACCUUUCCCCUCCGCGCAAGAAUUCCAUGCCGAACUCGCCGAGUUCCUCGACCGCUACAGUCUCGCGGCCAAUAGCAAGAACCCGGUUGCGAAGUCGACAGCACGAAAGCCACAGAGAGUGGAUGUCGAUCGCAUGACUGAGGAUGAGAUGCUUGAAAUGGCUUUGAAGAACAGUCUGGAGGGCGCUACAGGAAGCGGAGGUUCCUCGACACCUAACCUUCAUGAUCCCGAUGCUUUAACCAAAGAUCCUCGCCCCGAGGAAGGCAAAGGAAAAGAACCUGAAGCUCCAGUUGAGCAAAGUCCUUGGGCUCAAAUUUCGAGCACCACCCCCCAUACCGAGCCAGAGGCCAACCCAACAACUACUACGCGCAUUCAAUUCCGACACCCUACCGGUCGUGUCAUUCGACGAUUCAAUCUUGAUGAUUCAGUCCGCAGAAUUUACGAAUGGCUCAAGGCUGAGCCACUGGAAGGCAAAGAAGGGAUCGAAUUCGAGCUUAAGAAAAUGCCUGCCGGCCAGGAUCUCAUCGAGAGCCUGGACACGACCGUUGCAGAUGCAGGUCUGAAGCAAGGGACAGUCAUGAUUGAGUUCAUCGAGGACUGA
This is a messenger RNA of Fusarium musae, 1608 nucleotides long. RefSeq lists its product as uncharacterized. NCBI's taxonomy places the organism in Eukaryota, Fungi, Ascomycota, Sordariomycetes, Hypocreales, Nectriaceae. The coding region runs from base 1 to 1608 and encodes 535 amino acids. Gene Ontology annotation, molecular function: ubiquitin binding. The transcript is spliced from 2 exons. The record is from RefSeq and is a predicted model, not a curated record. Gene Ontology annotation, biological process: proteasome-mediated ubiquitin-dependent protein catabolic process. Gene Ontology annotation, cellular component: nucleus.